CUGACGUCACGUAAGGGGCGGAGUCUGCGUUAGUUGUGCGCCCUGCCUGUUCUAGCUUCUUGUUAGUUACUACUUACCUGUUAGUUUGUUACUGCUGUGUUGGGAGAGAAGCCUGGUGCUCUGUGUGUCCCGAUCUGUAUACACACUGCUCUCCGGGAUGUGGGGCCGGCGGCUCCUGGUCGGCGCGGUGCUGCUGUCUACCUGCUGUCUGAUAGUGUCAGGCACAAAUUCUACGAAAAAAGGAAGAAACUUUGUGGGUAAUGUUGAUGUAGUCAACAACAUUACUGGGAAACUUGGCUAUACAGUGAACGAGUUUGCACAGAAAGUUCUGACCAGCGGCCUGACGAGAGUCUUUCUCCCUUUGGUGUACAUCAUUGUGUUCGUUGUAGGAUUACCAAGCAAUGCCAUUGCAUUGUGGGUUUUCUUCUUCCGCACAAAGAAGAAGCACCCAGCGGUGGUUUAUAUGGCCAACUUGGCAAUAGCAGAUCUGAUGUUCGUUAUCUGGAUUCCAUUUAAGAUUUCCUAUCAUCUGAAUGGCAACAACUGGAUUUAUGGAGAAGGUCUGUGCAAAGUACUCGUGGGAUUUUUCUAUGGAAAUAUGUACUGCUCAAUCUUAUUCAUCACGUGCCUGAGUGUUCAAAGAUACUGGGUUAUUGUGAAUCCCAUCUCACACACCAGGAAGAAGACGAAGAUUGCACUCAUUGUCUCAGUGACCAUAUGGAUCAUAAUUAUGCUCAGCACCAUUCCUCUGUAUCUGUAUGAUCAGACGGUCUACGUGACCAACCUCAACAUCACAACAUGCCAUGACGUCUUGCCGCUCAGCGUCGCGGCUUACGAUAUGUUCAACUACUUCCUCUCGCUUGGGAUUGGCCUCUUUUUCCUCCCAGCUGUGCUGAUCACAGUGGCUUACGCACUCAUGAUAAAGACUUUGAAUGCAUCCAUCACAGAUGAAAAUAUUGGCAAAAAGCGAAAGCGAGCCAUCAUGCUUAUUAUCACAGUGCUAAUCAUGUGUCUCGUCUGCUUUCUGCCUAGCAACGUUUUGCUGUUGGUUAACUAUGGAACGAUAAAGGAAACCCACGUAGGAAACGUCUAUGCAGUCUACAUCGUGGCCCUGUGUCUCUCUGCCUUGAACAGUUGCAUUGAUCCUUUUGUCUAUUAUUUUGUGUCCAAGGAUUUCAGAGAAAACGUCAGAAACACUUUCCUCUGCCGCAGCGUAAGGACUGUGGAGAGAAUGCAGAUCUCAUUUAGCUCCAUGAAGUAUUCCAGAAAGACCAAUUCAUACACCAGCAGUUCCACGAACACAAAGACAAGUACCUGCUAGGGGACUUUCUUCCAUGAACGAUUGACAAGUUUGGUCUAGGUGGCCGUGGCUUCAUAUGCCAUUUUUCUGUGUGAGAAUGCUGGCCCUUCCAGCACAGGGAAGUUGGACAUUUGUUACCUUUUUUAUUUUUUUUAAACUUUUUUUGUUUUUGUUUUUUUUAUAUAUAUAUAAAUUUAAGUUUACUUCUAGACUAUGAAGUUUUGACUAUAAAGUGAAAUAUUUUUAGAAAUGUUCUGUGAAUAUAUUUUAUACUGGUUUAUGUUUUUGCAACACAAACUAAUGCAUGUCAAUAUUUGCACAAGGGCUGAUUCACACAAGCUCUAUCAAUAUCGGUUACAGAUCUGCUGCGUUAAUCCAUUGCUAUACAUGGACACAAGUCGUCCAUUGCUAUACAUGGACACAAGUCGUCCAUUAUUUCAGUUAAUGCAUUUUUAAUUGUUCCCCAUUCCCCGGGGGGCAUAAAGUAGCAGAAUCAUGCACUGGUUGUUUAGAAUCUGUAUUAAAACUCUUUAUGCAUUGGUAAAUGUGUGUAAUGGUGAGAUUAUUGGUGUAGACAAAGGCCCAUUGCCUUGUGCAAUAAGAGAUGUCCGAAUGCUAGGGUCUCUGAACAGGAUACAGUUGCAUUCCGUUUAGAGAACACCUGGCAUGCUGUCUAUGUAAGCUGAAAAUGAACUGCUAAAGUGGCUAAGAAACUCAAGGGAUCUAGACAGAAAAACAAAGACUUCAGUUACAAUUUCCAUUGAGCUUGUACAAGCUGCAGAGUCUGUUUUUAAAUGUGAAAUAUCAAAUUAAUUAAAACAACCGUGAAUUAAAAACUUAAGCAAAUGGCUCCCAUAGUCUAGUUUAUAACGUUGUUUUAAUAGAGUUGGAACCACAAGCUGCACUGAAAUUGAUUUCAGGUUGAGUGUGAAAGUGCGUCACCUACAGAGGCCGUGGGCAUAUAACGCUACAUGCAGUCUGCAGUAUUGACAAGCCAAACACCUUGUAUGCUGUAAUCAGUGUUUUCUUCAUGGCGAGGUGUCCAACCACUUUUAAUAUUGGAGUAAGACAUCCAGUAGAUCAGGGACAUGCAGCAUGUGUCAACCCAACUGCUGUAGGAUAAUACAUGCCCUAUCACUCUUGCUCUCAAGGCAUACUGGGAAGUGUACAGUACAGUAGUUCCAUAGCAGCCGGAGUUCCGCACGUUGCCUAGCCCUGCAGCAGAUCAAGGCUCUAUUGCCAAUGCCAAAAAAAUGCAAUUAUGUAACUGGUUUAAUUGAGCAGUUAUGUACUGUACAUGUCUGCAGGAUUUAAUUAUAUUCCUUCACUAGGCAAUGUGAAUAUUUAAAUACUGUUAUAAUUGGUAUAUUUUGCAAAUGCUGUAUAUAUGUUAUGUACUUUGCCUUUCUGUAUUUAGAAUUAAUUGUAAGUGUAUAAAGAUUAUAAAACGAA
Messenger RNA from Pseudophryne corroboree (corroboree frog), 2752 nucleotides. RefSeq names its product F2R like trypsin receptor 1 (gene F2RL1). The coding region runs from base 158 to 1321 and encodes 387 amino acids. Gene Ontology annotation, cellular component: plasma membrane. The record is from RefSeq and is a predicted model, not a curated record. Gene Ontology annotation, biological process: positive regulation of Rho protein signal transduction; thrombin-activated receptor signaling pathway; phospholipase C-activating G protein-coupled receptor signaling pathway. Lineage: Eukaryota; Metazoa; Chordata; Amphibia; Anura; Myobatrachidae. Gene Ontology annotation, molecular function: thrombin-activated receptor activity. The transcript is spliced from 2 exons.